AUGGACAUCGAUCACUCAUGUGACUUUUCAGAAAGUGAUGUGGAACAUGAGGACAUCCCACCUGAUCCUGCUCUGCAAGAGAUCUGUGGAUCUGAAGUAAACACAGAAUUCAGCAAGGAUAAGUCAGAGGUGAGCACAAUGACUUCAUUUGAAAAAGUGUCACAAGGAAUAAACCAUGUAGAAGGGGGGUGGGCAAAAAUGAUCAAUGCAGACGACACGGAGGUGACUGCCCGCUACAAGAAGAAAUAUCUGAAGGAUGAGCAUUGUCAGCACAUGGUUAUGGAGACUGCUAGCGUCAUGGAACACUGCAACCAGUGUAAAGAUGCAGAAGAUUGUUUCCCAGAUUUAAAAGAUGAGGAGGGGGUGCAGGAAAUGGAGUACGAGCCAUCAGCAAGAAUCAUCAGUAUGCUAAGGGACCCAAAUAAAGUAAAACGCACUGCCACCAGUUUGUCCUGGCACCCGCUUGAUUAUCAUAAACUAGCCGUUGCCUACUCUUGCCUGGAAUUUCAGAGAGCACCCAAAAAUAUGAGCUUUGACUCCUACAUAUGGAACAUUGAAAUUUGCAAUAAACCGGAGAUGACUCUGAAACCUAUAUCUCCGCUUGUUUGUCUGGAGUACAACCACAAAGAUACUCACAUCCUUAUUGGAGGAAGCUACAAUGGACAGAUCGGCUAUUGGGACACUCGGAGUGGCAGCCAGCCAGUACAGAUGUCCGCCACUGAGCAUAGCCAUAAAGAUCCUGUCUACAAGGUCAUCUGGCUGCAGACAAAGAUAGGCACUGAAACUUUCUCAGCUUCUACAGAUGGUCAGGUACUGUUCUGGGACAUUCGUAAUAUGAAUGAGCCCACCAAGCGGCUCGUGCUGGAUCCCAGUAAGAAGGGAAACCGUGAAAAUGCCCUUGGUGCAGUCUCAAUGGAGUUUGAAAACAGUAUGGCAAAGUUUCUGGUGGGCACAGAGCAGGGGCUUGUGGUCUCGUGCAAUCGCAAGUUAGAGACCACAGAUGAUCCGAUUGUAUGCAUGUACAGCGGACACCAUGGCCCCAUUUACGCCCUCCAGAGGAACCCCUUCUUUCCGAAGAACUUCUUGACUGUUGCUGAUUGGACCGCCCGCAUCUGGUCAGAGGAUAUCAAAGAGUCCUCCAUCAUUUCGUCCAAAUAUCACAUGACCUAUCUCUUAGAUGGCUGUUGGAGUCCAGUCAGACCCUCUGUCUUCUUUACGGUGAAGAUGGACGGAACCUUGGAUGUGUGGGACAUACUGUUUAAACAGAAGGACCCCAUUCUCAAUCUCAAAGUUUGUGAUGAAGCUCUGUACAGCAUCCGUGUACGAGAUAAAGACUCUUUGGUGUGCUGUGGAUCUCAGCUAGGAACCGUUAGACUGCUGAAGAUGUCACCAGACCUGUGCACUCUGCAGAAGAACGAGAAGGCCCUGGUCUCAGAAAUGUUUGAACGUGAGACCAAGAGAGAAAAGAUUCUGGAAGGUCAGUACAGAGAGAGGCAUCAAAUGAAACAAAGCUCCUCCGUAGAGGAUGAGGGAGGAAAAGAUGACAUGGAGGAACUUCUGGCCUGUACAGAGAGGGAGUUUUUUGAGACUGUGGAAGCUGAGAAGAAGAAAAUAAAGGAUGAGGAGAAAGAGAGAAGGAAAGUGGUGUGUGUAAAGGCAUCCAAGCAGAACACGGAUACUAAAGAUGCCAAAUAAGAAAGCUUGAAAGCCCACCUGUUUACUGAUUACUUUUUUUAAGCCAUAACUUUAGCAUAAGCCAUAAUACAUAAACCAACUCAGUAUCAGUUGAAGACAUGCUUGAAAAUUAAAUGUGAAAUAUGAAUGUGUCCUUUAAUCUCUGUUUUUACUGUAAACUUGUGAGUGUGUUACAUGUGCAAGUUAUUGUAAUUUUAAGACAUAAUAUACACAAAUACCCCUGAAUUAAUGCAAAAAUGAACAGCAUUAAA
Messenger RNA from Sinocyclocheilus anshuiensis, 1946 nucleotides. It is a transcript of the gene dnai2a, whose product is annotated as dynein, axonemal, intermediate chain 2a. The transcript has 12 exons. Gene Ontology annotation, molecular function: dynein light chain binding; dynein heavy chain binding. Gene Ontology annotation, biological process: cilium movement; outer dynein arm assembly. Lineage: Eukaryota; Metazoa; Chordata; Actinopteri; Cypriniformes; Cyprinidae. Bases 1 to 1695 code for a protein of 564 amino acids. The record is from RefSeq and is a predicted model, not a curated record. Gene Ontology annotation, cellular component: outer dynein arm.